AUGGCCGCUAAUUUCGCGGCUAAGAGGCUAGGAAAGGAGCUGGGCAAGAUCAACAACAGCCUCCCGCCCGGCAUCGAGCUCGUUUCCGCGGAUAAUUUCGAAGAAUGGUUCCUCGAUAUCAAGGUUUUGGAUGAAAACCCGCUUUAUAAAGACGAGACCUACCGCCUCAAAUUCAAGUUCUCGGCGUCGUAUCCUAUCGAACCUCCCGAGGUCACCUUUGUGAAGCUCCCCGAUCGACCGAUACCGAUCCACCCUCAUAUCUACUCCAAUGGCAUCAUCUGCUUGGAUCUACUAGGUCAGCAAGGAUGGAGUCCUGUUCAAAACGUUGAGAGUGUUUGCAUGAGCCUCCAGAGCAUGUUGACCGGCAACACCAAAAACGAGCGCCCCCUGGAGACGAAGAGUUUGUGCGAGGCAAUCGCCUGCGGCCCCGCGACAUCGACUUCUACUACCAUGACAAUACUGUCUAGAUAUUACACAAAGGGCGGUCGAGCACCAAAGAUAUACCGAGAAGACAUAAGCUGA
Parascedosporium putredinis is the source of this 522-nucleotide messenger RNA. The record is from the annotation of a GenBank genome assembly. NCBI's taxonomy places the organism in Eukaryota, Fungi, Ascomycota, Sordariomycetes, Microascales, Microascaceae.